AUGUGGCUCAGUUUUACCAACAACAGAAGAAAGAAACGUCUUUUGUUUGUAGUAUACCUUGAGAGCGUAUUAUACAAGACUGAUGGAGAGACGCAGCAGCAAGAAACGUCCUAUGCGUACCAAUAUCACAAAACGUUUAGCAUAGGAUUUUACGUCCGCUGCUCAUACAACGACUCCUUUCUUGUUUAUCGGUAUCGUCGCGGCGAAGAUUGCAUCGCAUGGUUUGUUGAAGAACUCAAAGAAUUCGCUAAUCGGAUAAAAAUCAUUCUAUCUACCAAUGUGUCCAUGGAAACGUUAACAGAAGAACAAAAACCAGCUUAUCGUAACGCGAGUCACUGUCACGUGUGCGAAAAAUCAUUUGCAGCAGAUGACAUACAAGUUCGCGAUUAUUGUCAUCUGACUGAUCGAUACAGAGGUCCUGCGCACUCCAACUGCAACUUAAAUUAUAAAGAUUCACAUUAUAUCCCAAACGUCACGCAACCGGAAAAAAGUAGUUCAAAGAGUUACAAUAUAGAGUUGCGAUUUAUUGAUUCGUACAAAUUUCUCAGUGCUAGCCUCGAUAAACUAGCAUCGUUUCUUAACAAAGACAAGUUAAAAAUUUUACAAUCAGAAUUUAGAAAUUUAUCCGUCGAAAACUUUAAGUUAUUAACGCGUAAAGGAGUCUUUCCGUACGAAUAUGUAGACUUUGUCGACAAGUUGCAAGAGCGACGUUUACCACCGCGUGAGUCAUUCUACAGUUCCUUGACCGGUGAAACGAUAUCUGAGAGUAAAUAUGCACACGCUGUAAACAUCUGGCAACAAUUUUCUAUUAGUACGUUAGGUGAAGACAGUGAUUUAUAUUUGAAGACUGAUGUUUUAUUAUUGGCUGAUAUAUUUGAGAAUUUCCGCGAAAGUUGUAUCCGAAGUUAUGGAUUAGAUCCUGCGCAUUAUUAUACUUUACUCGGUUACACGUGGGACGCUAUGCUAAAACACACAGGCAUAACGUUCGACCUGCUCACAGAUGUUGAUAUGGUUAUGUUUAUCGAACGCGGUCUUAGUCAGUGCAGCGCAAGAUACGCGCACGCUAAUAACAAGUACAUGCAGAUGUAUGACACAUCAAAACCAACGUCAUAUCUCAUGUAUUUUGAUAUAAAUAACUUGUACGGCUGGGCAAUGUGUCAGCCACCGUAUGAUGCAUUCCAAUGGGUAGACAACGUCUGGAGUGUCGACGUGAUGUCUGUGGCAUCAACCUUAGAUAUCGGUUACAUCCUUGAAGUCGACCUCGAGUAUCCUCGCAAACUGCACGACGUGCACGCUGACCUACCGUUCUGUCCGACGCGUGAUAAGCCGCCUGGCAACGACAGGAGAAGCUGCUCGCAACACUACAUAACAAAACGCGUUACAUCAUUCACUAUCGUGCCCUGCAACAAUGUGUGCGGUCUUUGUAUUACAAAGAUCCACCGCAUAUUACAAUUCAUGCAAUCUCAGUGGCUCCGCAGUCACAUUAAAUUAAAUACACAAUUUCGAACGCUUGCUAAAAACGACUUUGAAAAAAAUGUAUACAAAUUGAUGAAUAAUGCGGUUUUUGGUAAAACUAUGGAAAAUGUGCGUAAUCAUGUAGAUAUAAAACUCUUAACAAAGUGGGAUGGAAAAUACGGUGUGGAAGCACUGAUCUCCCGACCAAAUUUUCAUAGCCGAAGCGUCUUUUCUGAAAAUUUUAUUGCAGUUGAAUUGCGCAAACUCAAGGAUUACAUGACACCUUUAUACCGAGAUAAAUGCAAAAUUAUGUACACCGACACAGACAGUCUCAUUUAUUUCAUCAAAUGCGAAGACAUGUACGAUAUCAUGAAACGUGAUAUCGUACGAUUUGAUACAGGUGAUUAUCCGACUGAUAACGUGUAUGGUAUACCGCGCGCCAACAAAAAGGUUCUAGGAUUGAUGAAGGAUGAAAAUAACGGAAUUAUAAUGACUGAAUUUGUCGGACUUCGAGCAAAAAUGUAUGCAUUGAAGGUAGACGGAAAGAGAGACAUGAAAAAAACCAAAGGUGUAAAGAGUAGGGUCGUAGCGAGAACAUUAACGUUUGAUGAUUACAAGUAG
Messenger RNA from Pseudomyrmex gracilis, 2076 nucleotides. RefSeq lists its product as uncharacterized. Bases 1 to 2076 code for a protein of 691 amino acids. Gene Ontology annotation, molecular function: nucleotide binding; DNA-directed DNA polymerase activity; DNA binding. The record is from RefSeq and is a predicted model, not a curated record. NCBI's taxonomy places the organism in Eukaryota, Metazoa, Arthropoda, Insecta, Hymenoptera, Formicidae. The transcript is spliced from 3 exons. Gene Ontology annotation, biological process: DNA replication.